CUCAGAGUAGCUACAACCUUGGAGUCCAUACUUGUAUUAUUUUAAUUAUUUUGGAAGAUUUUAGAAAAAUAUUGUUAUAUUUCCAUUUUGGUUGUUUUUUCCUUUAUAUAUAGCAUAAUUUUCCUCCUUGUUGCAUUUUGUUGUUAAUGAAAAAUAGUUAUUUUAUUCAAUUUGCUUUAUUACAUUUUUGCUGAAUAUUUGGGAAGCCUUUAUUCAUUGGGACUCAUAUCACACUGGACUGAUCAUACAAUAUAGGAUGCGCCGUUGUGACUGGUUGACAUGGCCCGGAGAGGCUCAGAGACGGGAAGAAAGGAGAACAGAGGCCAGAUUGGCUCAGGGUCUACAGAAACUCGACCAGGCCAAACAUUAUCAUCUCAACUCACUGACCAGAGAACAGCGGAGACUACAUAGUGAUCUCAUCUCUAUGAAAACAGGUAACCCCUGGAAAAGAGGACUUCACAGUUUAGGCGUACAAACCACCAACCACGAUGUUGGCCCACCUGCUGCAUCAUACAAAAGGACACUGUUACCCAUAAUCCCACUGACCAGCAGAGAGACUGAAAGUCACAGGUCAAUCAAACCCCAGCCAGUAUCUUCGCUGCAGGCUCGUGUUCAGGAGUUUAUCAGCAACGGGGAGAAAAGAGCAGAACAUUCCACAGAAACGCUCUGCCUGCCCGACCUUAAACGACAGUCUGUCAAUUCUAUAAGCACUACAACCACAAAAAGAGAAGUAAGUAAGGAAAAAGAGAUGGACGGAGAACAUGAAAUGCAGAAAGACACAGAAAAGGAGGGGCGCAUGGAGGUUGGAGAAGUGUUGAGGAACAGAGAAACAGACAUAGAGAUGGAGUGGAUGCUACUAAAAAAGAGAGACAUUGCAAUAGGAGUUGAGAUAAAUGUGAAUAGAUCUCCAUCAUCUUAUGUUUCUUUUCCCUCUGAAAUGUUAGCUCCUGAUGGGCAUUUAAGAGCAGUGCACACCCUCCCUAACUUUGUCCAGGCACUGUCUGAAGCACGUAAAGCAAGAUACAUAAGACACAGAGGACAACCACUGUGUGAGCGUGAACUCACCAUCCGUGAGAUAUUUUCACAGGACCCUAAAGAUACACCUGCUUUCUGAGACAAUCUAGACAAGUGGAUCUCAAACAUUUUUGCUUCGGAAUUCCGAUUUUACAUUGUAUAUAAAAUUGAUUCCCAUCACAGUGCCAAAAUUGAUAAUCACUGAAAUACCAUUAAAACAUAUACAUUGAAUGGUACAAAACAUACUUUCUCUAGACACAAUGUCUUUUUAUACAGUACAAACUCUAUAUG
Triplophysa dalaica is the source of this 1305-nucleotide messenger RNA. Its product is annotated as coiled-coil domain-containing protein 190. Bases 257 to 1114 code for a protein of 285 amino acids. The transcript is spliced from 4 exons. Lineage: Eukaryota; Metazoa; Chordata; Actinopteri; Cypriniformes; Nemacheilidae. The record is from RefSeq and is a predicted model, not a curated record.